UUUUAUUCAAAUUUGAAUUUAAAAAUGGAAAUUGAGCAACAAACCCCAGACGAAGAAUGUACUGUAAACUUUACCAGUAGUGUUCUUGAGCCACAGCACGACACUACAGAAGAAAGUAAAACCCUAUCUAAGCCAUCUAAGCUUGAUAACAUGCAAGAUGUGACGCCAGUCAAUCGAAGUAGGAGUGAAACACAACUGAUUAAUAACCACAAAAGCCAUAGAAGCAACAACAACAAACUUUUAGAGAUUAAAGAUCAAACUAUUAAAAAGAGAGAUCAAGAAAUUGAACAGCUCAAAUCUCAAUUGCAUUCUCUUGAAGAAUCAACUCAAAAGAGGCUAGACAGACAAAGAGCCAAGGUGUUAUAGCAUACGAUGAACUUCAAGAAGAAAAUCAGGAGCAGAAAUGUUUAAUAGAACAACUUUACUCUGACAUUUCACAUCUAAAGCAAACGCAUCAGGCUGAAAUGGACGAUCAAGAGUACACUCUUAAGCUAAAAUACGAGCAGAUGCUUCAAGAUCAACUCAAAAAUAGAAGGGUUGAACUUGACCAGUACUUGCUUCAGACAAAUCCAAAUGACCUCCAGAAUGAAUCUAUUCAAGAAAUAACAUCAAAAGUUCCUCGAAAAGAUAGCUACGAACGAAACCAACUCGAGAGCUCAAAUGCACAUGAGUAUGCUCUUGAUGGUCAACAGCAGAGACUUGAAGAGCUAGAAGCCAGAAUUCGUGAGGAAUGACAACAAGAGUACGAGCAAAGGAUGCAAGAUUUCCUCCAAGAAGCUGAGCAGAUCCACAAUCGUGAAAUUGCCAGAUUAUCAAGUAAUCCACAUCAGAAUCCAAAGUCAGAGCUCGUCCUUCGUGCUGAAAUGUACGAUAAAGUAAAGCAAGAUAUGCAGGAAGAAAUUGAGGAGAAAAUUAUAAUAGAACUAACCACCACUGUUAAAGAAAGUAUCGAAAAAGAUUUGAAAGCUACUUAUGCUAAGAAGCUAAAAAUCCAAGUUCAAGAGAAACUUGAGGAAGAAAUUGAUAUAAAGACUAAAGAAAUCACUAAGAAGAUCAAAACUGAGCAAGUCAGAAAGCUCAAAUCAGAGAAGGAGAAGCUACAGAAGAAGUAUAAACAACAAUUUGAAGAAGAAACCAAAGCUGAAUGGGAUAAAAUUAAAGCAGCCAAAAAUGAAAUCUCAAGAAUCAGAUCUAGAGAACAGGUAAAGGUCAAAAACAUCAAGCAAGAGAAAGAAAAGCUGGAUAAUUUUGUAAAACUUAAGGAAAUGGAACUUCAGAGGAAGAUCAAUGAGCUAAAUGACCAAGUUAAUCUCCUAAAAGCACAGAAUGAAGAGUUGGAGCGGUCUACUAUUAAGCAACUGAAUAAAUCCUAUAAAGAAAACCAUACCAAAUAUGAACACAAAGUCAACUUUUUAGGCGGUGGAAAUUUUAUUUAUGAAGAAAAGGCCAAUACUAUUGUUAGUGACUCUGAGAAAGAGAAUGAAUAUACACUCAGAAAUAAAAUAGGCAAACCAAAACGUGUGCUGAUCCCCUCUCAAGAAGCUACAAAUGAGAGUAUCGAGUCAACCAAUAGAUCUGGUAGAGAUUAUGUUCUCUCUAGUGGAAAAUCUAGACAUCGAGAUGGUGCUAAAAACUAUGGCUUAUUUGACGCAGAAGAAUAUUCGGAAGAUAAUAGAGAGCAAUCCGAAACUUCUGAAUCUCAAAACUAUGAUAACGAAAUUUUGGAAUCAUCUCCUCAAGAAUUUGACAUAAAUAUCCAAAGAAAUUUAUAUAGUCUUCCUUCUGAUUAUCAAGAUCGUAGCAGGGAUAGAAAGUUUCUACUGGCAAAUAUAAAUAGCGUGGAAACUGCUGACUGGGGAGUUCAAAAUAAUCCAAGAUUUCAAUAAAA
Messenger RNA from Moneuplotes crassus, 1888 nucleotides. Lineage: Eukaryota; Ciliophora; Spirotrichea; Euplotida; Euplotidae. The record is from the annotation of a GenBank genome assembly.